AUGGCUACCAGAAACAAGUUAUCAACCACCACCCCAGGCACAAAGAGCGCCGCGAGGCAGGACAUUCCAGACAAGGGGGCAUCAAGCUCCAAACCCAGGCAUGGCGCCAGUGGCUCAGUAUCCUCUGGCCUAUUGGGGCGGAGAGGAGGAGCUGUACUGAUGGGACCCGCAGAGAUCCGGCGGCAGGGAUAUGGCGGAACCUCUGUUGCCGAUGACUGUGGAAGUGUUGUGGGCUUCUGUGGGGUACCGAUGACUCUGCCAAAAACCAAUCCAGCCCUGACGGUGCUGGGAAAACAGACAUUGAAGCACAGCUAUGUGGUAUCUCCCCAUGUGCCUGUGAACUUGAGGGGCAGGGAUCUGCUCAUUAAAUUGGGGGCCACUAUCAUGUGUUCAGCAGAUGGACUAACUGUGACACUUCCAGGAGGAAAAGAAUUCCUUUGCCUGGGGACUUCUUCAAAGAACCAGUAUUUGCUGCAGGACUGUGAACAAUCUACAGCGGAUAUAUACUGGGGUCGGUUGGUGGAAGAAGGCAUUCUGAGACAGUAUCAGUUGUGGAAACCUUGGAUUAUGGCCUUGGCGGUCUAUUCUCCCCCCCGAGAUCCAUUCUAUGUGACCCUCUUUUAUGAUAGGAACGAUGAUGAAAUUUAUAGGGACCUGUUCCAGUCUGACCUUGAGGGUCAGACCUGGAAUGUGUGUUCUCAAAACAUCUAUGUUGGUCCUGAAGGCGUCGCUGCAGCAGUAAAAUUAACCGAUGAGCAACGGCCUUGGUUCAAAAUGGGACCUGAUUCAGUGCCCCACGUUACAUUGGCGGUCCAUGAGGGUCAUCAGGCGAAAGAGCUGGGAACAAUGGUCAAGAGAGCCCUUGAGGAACCUGGCUGGCAAGCUACUCAGAUUCCAGAUGUUUGGUACUCGCCAAAAUGCAAAAUUUACCGUAUCACUUGUCAAUCAGAGGACACAGUGAUUUUGGAGCAUGAACAAAUCUCAAGAAUCCAUGGAAGAGAAAGAAUAGACCAUGCGGAUGCAGUUGCCGCACUUGCGACUCUUCCUGACACCUUGUGGUCAUCAGGGCCUACGGAUGUGGGCCUGGCAACUUGUUCGCCUGUUUUGUUCCAGCUGAAGUCGCAAAUGCCAAUUUGGAAACCGCAGUAUAGGCAAAAGAGGGAAGCUGAGGAGGGAAUUGCAGAAACUAUUGAAGGGCUAUUGAAAGUAGGGGUGCUUGAGCCCUCUCAUUCCUACUGGAACACUCCUAUUUUGCCAGUAGAGAAGCACGGGACAGGAAAGUACAGAAUGGCACAUGACUUAAGAGCCAUUAAUGCCAUUUUGCGUACUGACACAGUACCUGUCCCAAAUCCAUACACUGCACUGAUGGCGUUAAGACCAGAACAGAAGUGGUUUACAUGUAUUGAUCUAGCGAAUGCGUUUUUCUGUCUCCCAUUGCAUGAGUCUCUGAGGGACGUUUUUUCAUUCACAUAUAGGGGGCAACAGUACAGAUACACACGGUUGCCACAAGGCUUUGCACUCUCCCCUGGCAUUUUCAACCAAGUGUUGAAAGAAGCUCUAACGCCAUGCCACCUACCAGAGGGGUGUUCACUGGUGCAAUAUGUUGAUGAUUUGCUCAUUGCGGCUCCGUCGGCGUCGGCAUGUACGGCAGCCUCACUCACCAUACUGAAGAGACUCGCGGAGUGCGGAUUCAAAGUCAGUAAAGAAAAGUUGCAGUUGGUCCGACCAGAAGUAACAUUUCUGGGCCGAGUCAUUGCUCAUAAAUCAGUGGGUUUGCUAAACACCCAUCGUGAUCAGAUUUUGACGCAUCCGAAACCACGUACGGUUAAGGAGUUGCUCUCAUUCUUAGGGUUGACAGGAUACAGCCGUCACUUCAUUCCAAAUUAUGCAGGAAAAACAGCCCUUUUGAGGGAUUUGGUGAAAACGGUAGGUGUCCGAAACUUAAAGGCUGAGCUGCCAUGGACAUCGGCCACUGAGUCGGCGUUUAUCGCAUUGAAACAGGACUUGUCAAGAUCGGCUGAUCUUGCCAUCCCUAAUUAUGAUGAACCCUUCUAUCUUGAUGUUUCAGAAACACACGGGAUAGUUAAUGGGGUGUUGUUUCAGAAAAAAGGAGGAGGGAGAGAUGUACUGAUGUACGUCAGCGUCAGACUGAAUCCAUUAGAGACAAGGCAUCCGGGAUGCACUCAGCAUGCCAUUGGGGUGUCAAAGAUUAUACAAAAGACAGCACAUGUAGUGAGGGACCAUCCGUUGAAGGUGCUGACCACUCAUGGUGUGGUGGCAUAUGUUAACUCACAAGCCUUCACCAUGACACCACUUACACAGCAGAGAGUCUGUAAAGUUUUAGAGGCUCCCAACUUGACCUUCACACAUGAAGGGAUUAACAUGGCAGAUUUAAUGGGAGGAGCAGGAGAACCCCACGAUUGCACAAAGAGAGCUGAAGUUGACGAGAAGAUAAGAGAAGACUUGAAAGCAGAACCUCUGACAGGAGCUGAAGAUUGGUUCACGGAUGGAUGCUGCUACAGAGAUGAGGAAGGAUUGAAAGCAGGCUACGCGGUGGUUUGCAGAAGAGAGGCCGAAUUUGAAGUGAAGGAGGCUGGAAGACUUGAAGGGCAGCAGUCAGCCCAAAGAGCAGAAGUAAUUGCUCUAAGUCGAGCACUAAGACUUGCAAAAGGAAAAAGAGUCAACAUUUACACGGACUCAGCUAAUGCCUUUGGAGCAGCUCAUGUGGAACUGGCCCAAUGGAGGAGAGCAGGAUUCAGGACAGCUGAGAAUGCACCAAUCUGCCACAAAAAGGAAAUGGAGGAACUUGAGCAGGCCUUGGGAAAUCCAGAGGAGGUGAGUAUCAUAAAGUGUAAAGGUCACUCCUCGGGGACUGGCAUGGUGGCCAGAGGAAAUCAGGAAGCCGAUCGAGCCGCGAAGGAGGCAGCGGGCUAUAAAGCACUACGGCAGAUGGUGCAAAUAACCGUGGAGGAAGAACAAGGGGUUAACAUGUUAGAGGAAGCCAGGAAGACUCAAGAGGAGGCGGCCCCAGAAGAGAAGGGGAUCUGGAAGAGUCGAGGAGCCUGGGAAGAAGGAGGUCUCUGGCGAGGACCUGACGGACGACCAGUGUUGACGGCCAAACUGGCAAAACAGAAGAUUGCCGAAGCGCAUGGGUUUGGUCAUGUAGGUGUGGCCCAGAUGGGAAGACAUCUGUGCCAUUGGUGGCAUCCCUUCUUGAGGGAUAUGAUUAAGGAAAAAGCCAGGACGUGUCUGAUCUGUGGGAGGCACAAUCCAAAGCCAGUGAUCAAACCGGAGGCAGGUAAGUUCCCCAUUCCAGAAAGACCAGGGGAAGAGAUUGUCAUUGAUUUUACUGACAUGAUCGAUGUGGGACCAGGAGGGGUUCGAUAUCUACUG
Messenger RNA from Pundamilia nyererei, 3393 nucleotides. RefSeq lists its product as uncharacterized. Gene Ontology annotation, molecular function: nucleic acid binding; RNA-DNA hybrid ribonuclease activity. The transcript is spliced from 2 exons. The annotation marks the transcript as partial. The record is from RefSeq and is a predicted model, not a curated record. NCBI's taxonomy places the organism in Eukaryota, Metazoa, Chordata, Actinopteri, Cichliformes, Cichlidae.